Clunio marinus is the source of this 2272-nucleotide messenger RNA. The record is from the annotation of a GenBank genome assembly. Lineage: Eukaryota; Metazoa; Arthropoda; Insecta; Diptera; Chironomidae.
UUGUCGUGAAAGGUUUCGUCAAUAAAUAUUUGAGAUUCCCAUCAGGGGAUGUGAGAAAUAUAAUAAGACGAAUUUAUGUUAUCAAUCUUCGUAUUCGUCUCAUUUCUCACUUCUCAAUCAAACGCACAAUUGCCGGUUUCGAGUUCAUUUAAACCUUAACUAAACAUGACAACAUAAAAAACAAUCGAAUUUAAUUUCAAUUUAAAAUUCCAUUUUGUGUUUACACUUUUCGACUGACCUUCAACUUGAGCUUGCUUUUAGUUUCGUUUCGUGUCUGAGUCACUUCAGUAGCAACACUUUUCUUCAAAGUUUUUUCUCUUCAUUUUUUUGAUAGAUAUUUUAAAUAUUUUCGUCGUGAAAAUUAACACUUGAGAGUGAUUUAAAAGUUUACAAAGAUUGAUUGUUGAAAAGGUUCAAGUUUGUCAACAAAAAAUAAAUUCUUUAAAAAAGAAAAAACUUAAAGUGAUAUCAAAUAAUUGAUGAUAAGAAUUUGAAGACAAUGUUUCGACGUUUCUCACUCUUCGAUUCAUCACCGCCAUCAGCGAAAGUUUCUGUAAAUCCACCACGACAAAGCGGUAAAAUCAGCAGAAAGUCAUCAUUCAAAGAUGCUUUUAUAAGCACUUUCAAUCGGCAAAGUUUUUCGCCACCGCCAUUCAUCACAUCAUCAAAAAAAGAUCAUCCAAAGCGAUCAAAAUCUUUGGAGCAUUCGUCAGUUGCAAUCGCGCCAUUAGAGCCACCAAAUGAUGGCGUAAAAAAACGAUCUAAGUCAACAACACUUCCACCAGUAAUUAAUCGAACUUUACCCCAUGGAUCAACUACCAGUAACCGCUGGUUUAAUCGACUUGGAAACCCCAUUCACAGACCACCACGACCAUUAUCAUUCCAAUAUCAUUUACCUGUUGCUGAUCCCUUCUUAGAGAAAGUUAAUUUAUCAGAUUUAGCAUCAUUGCAACGUUAUCCAUUGAGAAGACGAGAUGCUGAGCAGCAAAUGCAACUUGUCUUCUACUCAAAUUAUGCUGGUCGAUUGGUUUUGGGUGGUGAACAAUCGAGUUCUUGGAACAGUGAAGUUUAUCCAUUAGCAAGCAUUAAAGAAUUUGAGAUUAUUUCAAUAGAAUGGCAGAGACUGUUGGCACGAUUGUUACAAAAAGAAGAAGAUGAGUCGCAAAUUUUCGUCAAAUUCUUCCGCUUCCACAAAUGUUACGAUCUGGUACCCACAUCGGCAAAACUUGUCGUAUUUGAUACUCAAUUAUUAGUCAAGAAAGCAUUUUAUGCUUUAGUCUAUAAUGGUGUUCGUGCAGCACCACUUUGGGACUCAGAACAACAGAAGUUUGUCGGCAUGUUGACCAUCACAGAUUUUAUAAAAAUAUUGAAAAUGUACUACACAUCACCGAAUAGCUCAAUGGAUCAAUUGGAAGAGCACAAGCUUGUCACAUGGCGAAAUGCUCUCAACGAUUAUGUGAAUUUAGUUAGUAUUAGUCCAGACGCAUCACUUUAUGAUGCUAUCAAAACAUUGAUUCAUAGUCGCAUUCAUCGAUUGCCGGUGAUUGAUCCAUUGACUGGAAAUGUCUUGUAUAUAUUGACCCACAAACGAAUACUUAGGUUCCUGUUUUUAUAUAUUAAUGAGCUACCGAAGCCAACAUACAUGCACAAGACGCUUCGUGAAUUGAAAAUUGGCACGUAUGAUAAUAUUGAGACGGCAACGGAAGACACAACUAUUAUUACUGCUUUGCAUAAGUUUGUUGAACGUCGUGUGUCAGCUUUACCAAUGGUUGAUAGUGAAGGUCGACUUGUGGAUAUUUAUGCCAAAUUUGAUGUGAUUAAUCUUGCUGCUGAAAAGACUUACAACGACUUGAAUGUGUCACUGAAGAAAGCAAACGAGCACAGAAAUGCUUGGUUUGAAGGCGUUCAAAAGUGCAACUUGGAUGAGUCGCUGUUCACUGUGAUGGAAAAAAUUGUUCGCGCUGAAGUUCACCGACUUGUGGUGGUCGACGAGGAUGAGAAAGUGAUUGGAAUUAUUUCCUUCGUUGAAGAGGCAGAAGUUGCUGAUGAGGCGCUUCCAUCGACAGAUGAAAAGACUGAUGACGAUACAAUUGAUAAUGAGAACAACAAUGUUGAGUCACCACCAACAUCACCAACAAAGAAUGAUGAAGUGAUUCAUAUUGAUGAGGACGAUGAAGAUGGCGUUGAAUUAUCCCCAAUAAACAACAAUGGCAGCAAUAACUUAAGUAGCACACUUAAAAUGCAACGCGAAGUCGCGAUGGUUAGCGAGUAA